GGUUUUACCAGGUAUCCCAAACCUCCUGCCCCGCCCAUAUAUGGAGCCAGGCUAAGACGACCAAGAUCAUGCUCGCGCUCACCCACGACAGCUCUCUUAUUCCUACCAUGACCCUCCUUGACGACGACCGCCGCUUCGAAUGCUCGAUGCCCGACUGCACCAAGCGCUUCAAACGCAAGUUUACGCUCCAGGAGCACGAAAAAACGCACGCUGGCGUCCGUCCGUUCCAGUGUCUCCGCGACGACUGCCGGCGCAUCUUUAGUACCUCUGGCAACUUGGCGCGCCAUGCGCUCACGCACUCGGGCGAGACGCCGUUCGCGUGCGGCUGGAACGCGUGUGCCAAGGCCUUUUGCACGCGCGAAAAGCUCGUGCGCCACCUCAAGACGCACGCAGGCCUGCGCCCGUACGUCUGCAAGGUCUGCACGAAAGGCUUUACGACCUCCGGCAACCUCGCCCGCCACACCAAGUCGCACCCGCCCGACGUCGUCGCCGACGCUCUGCAGCGCGACGCCAUGGACGCGAUCCUGCUCGCGCUCGAGACGCCGCCCGUCGACCCGACGAACAAGUCGAAGCGCAAGACGACCUACGAGCUUGCGCCGCCGAUGCUGCAGCCCAUGGCCGCACCAGCCGGCGGCUACGCGCUCUCGCAGCCCGUGACGUGGACCAUGUAUGGCCAGCCCGACUUGUCGCUCGAGGUGCUCGACCUCGAUACAGACCUCUCGCGGCUCUGCUUUCCGCCACUGCCGGCUGUCCCUUUCCACGCUGGCCACGACUUCCACGGCCCGUCGUGCUUUUGCGUCUAA
Molecule: messenger RNA, 803 nt
Organism: Saprolegnia parasitica CBS 223.65
Lineage: Eukaryota; Oomycota; Saprolegniomycetes; Saprolegniales; Saprolegniaceae
Exons: 1
Coding region: 69-803 (244 amino acids)
Biological process (GO): regulation of transcription by RNA polymerase II
Cellular component (GO): nucleus
Molecular function (GO): RNA polymerase II cis-regulatory region sequence-specific DNA binding; DNA-binding transcription factor activity, RNA polymerase II-specific
Source: RefSeq, a predicted model, not a curated record